CACUCUUCGCUGGUACAUCGAGUGGCGCGCGUAUACAUUCGCUCGCGAUCUACCUGCCACGCGUGUUACAGCACGUUUUUUUUUACUUCCCCUAUUCUAUUCGUACUCCGUCUCUCUCUCGUAAGGUCUGCAUGUGCGCUUCAGCACGUUGAGCUCGGUCGAAAGAAGAAAAAUCGCAACGUUGAUUGUCGCGUUGUACGAGCUACGUUGCCGGAGAUUAAGAGAGAGAGAGAGAGAGCGAGAAGAAGCAAGCAAGUGAUAGCUCGCUAAAGUCGCAGCAGGUACCGUUUCAAGAGGAGGAAAAAAAACGAGUAUACCGCCUCGAAUAAGACGGUAUCAGUGAAAUUGGUUCGCGAGGAACGACGACGUCGCGACGGCCUACGUGCUCCCCCCUUCCCCACCGAUACCGUUCUCGCUCGAUUAUAAUACCGCGAGUGUGCUCGUGACAGUAACUCUACUCGUGACUUGUUUAAACCUCCCCCCCUCGCCCUUCGUACCGACACGUGCCGACCCUUUUUAUGUUCUCGCACUCCAAGCCUUUUCUACAACGGGAUUUCUCGAAAGCCGCACUCCCAUACCGCACAUUUUUUCGAGAAUUUAUCUCGCGAAAUAACAACCACAAGUAAUCGAAGGGCGCCCGGAGGACUCCGAGAGGAAGCCAAGGCUGAUUCGAGAAGUAAAGCGAGCGGGGGAGGUGGAGCUACGUAAACGGAGAAGGGAGAAGAAAGCGGCGGCGGUGGUGGCGGUGGUGGUUGUGGCCGUGGAUGAGGUCGCGGUGAAGCAAGUUGGAAGGAACGAGUCCCUUGGGAGGCUAGAAACGAGAUCGAGAGGAAGGACGAGGCGAAGGAUCGAUCCCAGGGGCGGCGGAGAGGGGCGAGGGCGAAACGCGGUGAUUGAAAAGGCCCGAAAAUUGAUCCAUCAAAGCCCAAAAUGCACAUUGAGGUGCAGGUGGCCCUGAAUUUCGUCAUAUCUUAUUUGUACAACAAGUUGCCGAGGCGGCGGGUCAACAUAUUCGGCGAAGAGCUCGAGAAAGCUCUCAAGGACAAAUUCAAGGGUCACUGGUACCCGGAGAAACCGGUCAAGGGCUCGGCUUUCAGAUGUCUUAAGACCGGCGACCCCGUCGACUCGGUACUCGAACGCGCUGCCAAAGAAAGCGGCGUACCGAUCAAAGACAUCCUCGAAAAUUUACCCGCCGAGCUCGCCGUCUGGGUUGAUCCCGGCGAAGUCAGCUAUCGCAUCGGCGAAAAGAGCGCCAUUAAAAUUCUCUACUCCGAAAGCGCCGAUCCCCACGACGAAAGCUCCGCCGAUCGAGAAGUCACGAAGACCUUCAAUCCCGAGGCGCAAUGCUUCAGGCCCAUCGAAGCCGUCGGCACUUCCCUCGGCGGUCUCAGCCUCAGCCCCAAAUCGACGUCACCCUUCCCAGCCUCCCUCGCCACCUCCAACGGACCCACCGGCCCCGUUAACUCUGCCACAAAUCCCGCCAAUAAUCCACCGAACGGGGCUCAUCCCUCCGGCUCGUCGUCAGCGCCUUCGCCAACGCCGAUCACCAACUCCUUCAAAGGAUCACCCAGCCCCGUACCCGCUUUCAUUCCCCGUACUACCGCGCCUCUCACAUUCACCACCGCCACCUUCGCUCAGACCAAAUUCGGCAGCACCAAACUCAAGACGAGCAGCAAACGGGCCAACAGACCGUCCGCUUUCAGAAUGUCGCCAACCGAAUUCUCCAACUACAUAAAGCAGCGAGCGAUGCAGCAGCAGAUUCAUCAUCACCAUCACCAUCAUCAACCGCAGCAGCAGCAGCAGCAACAGCAGCAGCAGCAACAACAGCAGCCACAGCAGCAGCAGCAGCAGCAACAACAGCAGCAACAACAGCAGCAACAGGCCGGUUUACCGGUGUCCCAAAAUUCGCCGACGAGUCGUUCCCUCUCGCCCGGUGGAAUCGUCGGACCUCAACAGCAACAGCAGCACAGCGGGGCUGAUCCGAGUGCCUACUUCUUUCACGGGCCGUAUCAUCCGCAUCAGUUCGCCCAUCGAAAUAUUUUCGAGCCGACGAAUCACGGGGCUGCGACAAACGUCGCUGCGGCUGCAGCCGCCGCAGCCUAUAUUCCCGACAUCUACGGGGCCAAGUUCUCCUCCUCGUACCUCGAUCCAACCGCCCUUGGGCAUCAAUUUUACGGGGCUAGCGUGAGCAACAACGGUGCUACUAAUCCACCCGCGAACACCCAAGUUUCCACCACCGGUAAUCUCGGACCGGUUGGUUCGACGAGCAACAACGCGGCCGUAGCGGCCGCGGCUGCUGCCGCCGCAGCUGCAGCUGCAACCACUACGAGCCAACAGGACAAAGCCGCCCUUGUCGAGGGUCUCAACAGCUUUGGCCUUGGUUCCGUCACUCAUUACCCAGCUAGUCAGUAUCAGCAUCUUCUCGUCGCCAAUUAAAAUUCUCUACUUUAUCGACCUACCGAUAUAUUCACCAAGAUUCAUUGAUUUAUCGAUCGAUUCAAUUAAUGCCUUGGAAUAUUCCUUGAGCUUAUAACAAUAGACGGAGGGGGAUAGAGAUAGAGAGAGAGAGAGAGAGAGAGAGAAUCUACCGAUGAAAAUCGAGGACGUCAGGCAUCAACCGAUUUCUGCAUGCUAAACUAACUCUCGCCCAAGUUCCUUCAUUUUUAUUAUUUUUUAUUUUUCUUCUUAUCUCCGAAUCCUCGCACAACUCUCGACAGUUUCUCCGCGUUGCGAUUUUUCUUUCUCUCUCUCUCUCUCUCUCUCUUGAUUUCCAGCAUCAAAGAUCCUCUGAAUUGUAAGAUUCGAAGAGAGUCCCUCGAUGCUCAAACAAUAACAGCGAACUUCGAAGGGACUCGCUCGAAGGGCGAUGAGAGAUGCUCCGUAACUUUCCCUCCGCCUCCCCACUCAUCCACACCAGUAGAAAAUUACCAACGACGAAUCGACCUUGGCCAGUCGAGUUUAAAACGCGUUACGAACGAGUAUAUUGCUUACAAUAUACGCCAUUAUCACUGUAUACGCGUGUGUGCGUGUGUUUGCGUGUACGAAAAAAUCCUUCGAUCACAAAAGUGUCGUUGGCAGCCGAGACAAAACGAAAAGGAGGAGAAAGGGGGAGAGAGAGAGAGAGAAAGAGAGAGAAACGAGACGAGAGCUUUUCCAAUGAAACGUGGACUGGCCGUUAUGCGACACACGAAAAAAACAAAACAUUUGGAAAACACGAGAAACACGAUUAGCACACACACACACACACACACACACACACACACACACACACACACACACACACACA
Molecule: messenger RNA, 3286 nt
Organism: Venturia canescens
Lineage: Eukaryota; Metazoa; Arthropoda; Insecta; Hymenoptera; Ichneumonidae
Product: Transducer of ERBB2
Exons: 3
Coding region: 931-2436 (501 amino acids)
Biological process (GO): regulation of gene expression
Cellular component (GO): nucleus; cytoplasm
Molecular function (GO): transcription corepressor activity
Source: RefSeq, a predicted model, not a curated record